AUGUUGGAAAAGUAUCUCCUUCGAGAGGCUAGACGGGAUAAGGAAAGAUCUGUUGAAGAGCAGCAGAUAUUCUCGCGCAAAUUUGAUCUUCAUCAAUACUUUUCACCGGCUAGUAGGAACACUAAGAGAUUCAUUUAUUAUGAUCAUUCUACUGGGAUUUCUCAUGUUCAUGAUGCUAAUGAGAUGACGGGCGACAAAAAGAGUUUGGUGCUUGCUGUUGAUGGAGCUUGUCCUCAUAAUGGGAGCGAAUUGGCUAAGACUUCAUCCCUCGGGGUUUUCUUCGGACCACAUUCGCCAUUCAAUAUGUACGAAAAGAUAUCGAGAAAUGAUGGGGUUAAGCAUACCAACAACUAUGCAGAGCUCAUGGCAGCCUCCUUCGCGCUACACCUUAUCAAGAAUAGUUCUUUGUUCAAGGAAUGGAGAGCAAAUCAUGAAACAGGACUCACUGCUAUCAUUAUGACAGAUUCAUCAUAUGUGUACGACAUUUUCACCACAUGGAUUUGGAAGUGGCGUAAAAACGACUUCGAAGGCUCUAAUGGUCCCAUCGCUAACAAAGAAUUGGUUCAGAACAUUGAUAAGAUGAUUCAGAUCCUCAAGAAUCGCAAUAUCGAAGUUCGUUUUUGGAAGGUUCCGAGAGAAGACAAUGAAGAAGCAGACAGAUUAGCAAACGCAGUUUUCGCAAAUAAAUCUAUAAACAUACGGGGAGAUAUCAUCAGCCGGCCAUGUUCACUAAGUAGUUUAUACGCCCCCCACAGUAUUCAAGCAGAUAAUCCUUUACUAGAGCAUUUUGGACUACACCAUCUCAAGAACAAAUCUUUUGUGCCAUUGAUUGAACUCAUUCUGCCAUUGGUUCUCUCAGGACAAGACACCCAACAAAUUUUUCUGUCUUUGAUAGGUCCAAAUUGCGACGGAGGAUCCUUUUGGCUCGCGUGGAGCUUCAUUCGCUUGGCCUUGUAUCUCGUUUUAGAAAGCAAGUUUCACACUGCUGGCGAAAUCAUACCUGGAUCGUGGCAGCCCAUAGAAACAACCAGAUUCGAGUGUACUGCUUAUAGUAAUUCUUUUCCGAGGGAAUUUUCAACUGAUCGUACUACAACCAUGAAGCGAAUGAAAGAAGAAUGGCUAUACUUGAAUGAGGAGACAGUCAAUUCUCUCUUCAUGAUUAUGGAGAGGAUAAAGGACACAAUUCGUAGGGCACCCAUGAUAACCAUGGGUCCCUUCGUUGAGGCUACGACAGGGUAUGCGGAUGCUAUUGAUACAGAGCAUUGA
Molecule: messenger RNA, 1266 nt
Organism: Botrytis porri
Lineage: Eukaryota; Fungi; Ascomycota; Leotiomycetes; Helotiales; Sclerotiniaceae
Exons: 1
Coding region: 1-1266 (421 amino acids)
Biological process (GO): DNA replication, removal of RNA primer
Molecular function (GO): nucleic acid binding; RNA-DNA hybrid ribonuclease activity
Source: RefSeq, a predicted model, not a curated record